AUGCUGGACCCGUCGUCCAGCGAGGAGGAGUCGGAGGAGCUGGUGGAGGAGGAGAGCGGGAAGGAGGCGCUGGCGCCCGCGGCCGCGCGGCUCUCGCCCAGCCGCCCCGGCGAGGGCCCCGGCCCCGGCCCGGGCCCCGGCGGCGGCGGCGGCGGCGGCGGCGGCGGGCUGCAGCCGGGCGGGCGCGGCGGCGGCGCGGCGCGGCCCGCCAGCCCCAGCCCCUCGGUGGCCAGCGAGAAGGAGAAGGACGAGCUGGAGCGGCUGCAGCGCGAGGAGGAGGAGAGGAAGAGGAAGCUGCAGCUCUACGUCUUCGUCAUGCGCUGCAUCGCCUACCCCUUCAACGCCAAGCAGCCCACCGACAUGGCCCGCCGGCAGCAGAAGAUAAGUAAACAGCAGCUGCAGACAAUCAAAGAUCGAUUCCAGGCCUUUCUCAAUGGAGAAACCCAGAUUGUGGCAGAUGAAGCAUUUAUAAACGCUGUCCAGAGCUACUAUGAGGUAUUUCUAAAAAGUGACCGCGUGGCUAGGAUGGUGCAGAGCGGAGGAUGCUCAGCAAAUGACUCUCGGGAGGUCUUCAAGAAGCACAUUGAAAAGAGAGUGCGCAGCCUACCAGAGAUUGAUGGCCUCAGCAAGGAGACAGUCCUGAGCUCUUGGAUGGCAAAGUUUGAUGCUAUUUACCGUGGUGAAGAGGAUCCCCGCAAGCAGCAAGCCAGGAUGACGGCAAGUGCAGCCUCGGAGCUCAUCCUCAGCAAGGAGCAGCUCUACGAGAUGUUCCAGAACAUUUUGGGGAUCAAGAAGUUUGAGCAUCAGCUUCUGUACAACGCUUGUCAGCUGGACAACCCAGAUGAGCAAGCAGCGCAGAUCAGACGGGAGUUAGAUGGGCGUCUUCAAAUGGCAGAGCAAAUUGCCAAGGAACGUAAGUUUCCAAAAUUUGUGUCCAAAGAAAUGGAAAACAUGUACAUCGAGGAGCUGAAGUCAUCUGUCAAUCUCCUGAUGGCAAACUUAGAGAGCAUGCCUGUAUCUAAAGGAGGCUCUGAGUUCAAGCUACAGAAGCUGAAGCGGAGUCACAACACCUCAAUCAUCGACAUGGGAGAAGAAAAUGAGAACCAGCUUUCCAAAUCAGACGUUGUGUUGUCAUUCUCCCUGGAGGUCGUCAUCAUGGAAGUGCAGGGUUUAAAAUCGCUGGCCCCUAACCGUAUUGUUUAUUGCACCAUGGAGGUGGAAGGUGGAGAGAAGCUGCAGACCGACCAGGCUGAAGCCUCAAAGCCAACCUGGGGCACCCAAGGAGACUUCACAACGACACACGCGCUUCCAGCAGUGAAGGUGAAGCUGUUCACGGAGAGCACAGGAGUGCUGGCUCUGGAGGACAAAGAGCUUGGGAGGGUUGUUCUCCACCCUACUCCAAAUAGCCCAAAGCAGUCAGAGUGGCACAAAAUGACUGUUUCCAAAAACUGCCCAGAUCAAGAUCUGAAGAUCAAGCUUGCAGUGCGAAUGGAUAAACCUCAAAACAUGAAGCACUCUGGAUAUUUAUGGGCCAUUGGUAAAAAUGUUUGGAAGAGAUGGAAGAAACGUUUCUUUGUCCUGGUCCAGGUUAGUCAAUAUACAUUUGCUAUGUGCAGCUACCGGGAGAAAAAAGCUGAACCUCAAGAGCUGCUGCAGCUUGACGGAUACACUGUGGACUACACCGACCCACAGCCAGGUUUGGAGGGCGGCAGAGCAUUCUUCAACGCAGUGAAGGAAGGAGACACGGUGAUUUUUGCAAGUGACGACGAGCAGGACCGUAUCCUGUGGGUCCAAGCCAUGUACCGAGCCACCGGCCAGUCUCAUAAACCUGUGCCGCCUACCCAAGUGCAAAAGCUAAAUGCUAAAGGAGGAAAUGUGCCCCAGCUAGAUGCCCCAAUCUCUCAAUUUUAUGCAGAUAGAGCUCAAAAGCAUGGCAUGGAUGAAUUUAUCUCUUCCAAUCCCUGUAACUUUGACCACGCUUCACUCUUUGAGAUGGUUCAGCGCCUCACUUUGGACCACAGACUUAAUGAUUCCUAUUCUUGUCUGGGCUGGUUUAGUCCUGGCCAGGUCUUUGUGCUAGAUGAGUAUUGUGCACGUAAUGGAGUGAGAGGCUGUCACAGACAUCUCUGCUACCUCAGAGAUUUGCUAGAGCGCGCAGAAAAUGGAGCUAUGAUUGACCCCACCUUACUUCACUACAGCUUUGCCUUUUGUGCAUCACAUGUUCAUGGCAACAGGCCCGACGGGAUAGGAACGGUGACCGUGGACGAGAAAGAGCGCUUCGAGGAGAUCAAGGAGCGGCUUCGUUUGCUGCUGGAGAAUCAGAUCACGCAUUUUAGGUACUGCUUCCCAUUCGGCCGUCCAGAAGGUGCACUAAAAGCUACUCUGUCGCUACUGGAAAGGGUCCUGAUGAAAGACAUAGUUACUCCAGUCCCUCAAGAGGAAGUAAAAACAGUCAUCCGUAAAUGCUUGGAGCAAGCAGCUCUAGUCAAUUAUACUCGACUAUCAGAGUAUGCCAAAAUUGAAGAGAAUCAAAAGGAUGCAGAAAAUGUAGGCCGGUUAGUCACACCAGCUAAAAAGUUAGAAGAUACAAUACGCCUGGCAGAGCUGGUAAUUGAAGUGCUACAGCAAAAUGAAGAACACCAUGCAGAGGGGAAAGAGGCCUUUGCUUGGUGGUCAGACUUAAUGGUGGAACACGCGGAGACCUUCCUGUCACUGUUUGCAGUGGAUAUGGAUGCUGCAUUAGAGGUGCAACCCCCAGACACAUGGGACAGCUUCCCGCUCUUUCAACUUCUAAACGAUUUCCUCCGUAGCGACUAUAAUUUGUGCAAUGGAAAAUUCCACAAACACCUUCAAGACCUGUUUGCUCCACUUGUUGUUAGAUAUGUCGAUCUGAUGGAGUCCUCAAUUGCACAAUCAAUUCACAGGGGCUUUGAGCGGGAAUCAUGGGAGCCAGUAAAGAGUUUAACAAGUAAUCUGCCCAAUGUGAAUCUACCAAAUGUGAAUCUCCCUAAAGUACCAAAUCUACCAGUUAACAUCCCGCUAGGCAUCCCACAAAUGCCUAGCUUUUCUGCACCGUCAUGGAUGGCUGCUAUUUAUGAUUCUGACAACGGAUCAGGCACUUCGGAAGAUCUUUUCUGGAAACUCGAUGCCCUGCAGACCUUCAUUCGAGAUUUGCACUGGCCUGAGGAGGAGUUUGGAAAACACUUAGAGCAACGCUUGAAGCUUAUGGCAAGUGACAUGAUCGAGUCCUGCGUGAAGAGAACCAGGAUUGCAUUCGAAGUAAAGCUGCAAAAAACGAGCCGAUCAACAGAUUUCCGGGUCCCUCAAUCAAUAUGCACCAUGUUUAAUGUCAUGGUGGAUGCGAAAGCUCAGUCAACAAAGCUUUGCAGUAUGGAAAUGGGCCAAGAGCACCAGUACCAUUCAAAAAUAGAUGAACUAAUUGAGGAAACUGUCAAAGAAAUGAUAACACUCCUGGUGGCAAAGUUUGUCACCAUUUUGGAAGGCGUCUUGGCCAAGCUGUCUAGAUACGAUGAAGGGACUUUGUUUUCUUCUUUCCUGUCAUUUACUGUGAAGGCUGCUUCCAAAUACGUGGACGUACCUAAGCCGGGCAUGGAUGUCGCUGAUGCCUAUGUGACAUUUGUCCGCCACUCUCAGGAUGUCCUACGUGAUAAGGUCAAUGAGGAGAUGUAUAUAGAAAGGUUAUUUGAUCAAUGGUACACCAGCUCGAUGAAUGUUGUCUGCACCUGGCUGACAGACCGCAUGGACCUGCAGCUCCACAUUUACCAACUGAAAACUCUCAUUAGGAUAGUAAAGAAAACGUACCGGGAUUUCCGAUUGCAAGGAGUGCUGGACUCCACCCUAAACAGCAAAACCUACGAGACCAUUCGGAACCGGCUGACGGUAGAGGAAGCCACAGCGUCGGUCAGCGAAGGCGGGGGCCUCCAAGGCAUCACGAUGAAGGACAGCGAUGAGGAAGACGAAGACGACGACUAGGAGAAGGUGGCCUGGAGGUCCAGCUGGGGCAGCCUGGCAUCCGUGCAUGUACCUCGUCUGUUACUCAGUUAGCCACAUUAGGAAUUUUUAUGUCAGCUCUAAAUGCCCAUGAGAAGUUUACCAAUACAAAUGCCAUUUUAGCUGUGUGGUAAUAAGAUUAGCACCUCUCUUUGAUUCAUUGGUUUCCUAAUUUCAUGUCUUUAUGUUCAUAAGCAAUAUGGAGCACCAUUGUUUAAUACUGUUAAUGGAAAACUACAUAGAAAACAUGCUAGGUGUGUCCCUGUUAUAAUUAAAGUUUAAACAAUGCUUCAUUAAUGUACUGUAUAUACAUUGAUGGUAAAUUGUUGUGAAGAUGAGUGAACCAAGUCCUUUCAUUUCUUUGUUUCUCUUCUGUGGAUGCCAACUGCUUAAAAUUAAUAAAAAAACAGCUUUGUUUUUAAAAGAAGAAC
Messenger RNA from Rhea pennata, 4442 nucleotides. RefSeq names its product calcium dependent secretion activator (gene CADPS). Gene Ontology annotation, cellular component: glutamatergic synapse. The record is from RefSeq and is a predicted model, not a curated record. Lineage: Eukaryota; Metazoa; Chordata; Aves; Rheiformes; Rheidae. The transcript is spliced from 30 exons. Gene Ontology annotation, biological process: dense core granule exocytosis; positive regulation of exocytosis; synaptic vesicle exocytosis. Bases 1 to 3993 code for a protein of 1330 amino acids.